This is a messenger RNA of Nomia melanderi (Alkali bee), 2327 nucleotides long. RefSeq names its product kynurenine/alpha-aminoadipate aminotransferase, mitochondrial-like. The record is from RefSeq and is a predicted model, not a curated record. Gene Ontology annotation, molecular function: L-kynurenine:2-oxoglutarate transaminase activity; pyridoxal phosphate binding. NCBI's taxonomy places the organism in Eukaryota, Metazoa, Arthropoda, Insecta, Hymenoptera, Halictidae. Gene Ontology annotation, biological process: biosynthetic process.
AUAUUUUCUUACUUUAGUUACGUGUAAUUUUUCGUUACGUUCACACGUUUAGAUCAUAAUUUCCUAAAAGAAAUUUAAAUUUUGCGAAAGGUCAAGCACACGGCUAACCAGGUAAAUGGUUAGACGCGUGACCGAUCUUCUUAUUUAUUGUGGCCCGAGCAAUCGGUAGUUAGCGGGUAAAACAAGGGCUUAAGUUAAUCGCGACAAUAAGAUUGAAGGAAAUUACGUAAUUAAAUUAAAUAAUCUUCCGCGAUAAAGCCCUAUUAGGAAAUCGUUAUCUCGAUCUUUACUGAUAGCUCAUUAAAAAUUCUAAUAGAUAACACACGAGUUUAAAUUUAAAAGAUCAACUCCUUAACAGCGAUAAUUUCCAUUUGAUGCGUUCGCAGAAAUUCACUUUUUCGUUCUAAUCGCUUUUCAAUAUUUUUUCUCAGUAUAUCCUCGCGACAAUCGCUAAACGUGUUGUCUCGCGCAAAAAAAUUUCCGCGGUUAAACGGUUGAAGGAGAGAUAGAUCUUUGAAAAAUCAGAUACAAUCAUAUUAACGAAACAACCUGUAUAUUUGUUUGUUCGUUCAUUAUUUACACUACGUUAUUUCGGAAUUCUCUCUGUACCCUGUGUUUGCGUUGCAACAAAUUAUUGGACGAUCCCAUUUGGCACAUUUGCUCUCCGAUGAAACUGAAACGUAUCGGGCCUUUUUUGUCAGCGAAUAACGAUAACCCGAAGUAUAGAUAACGGAAUAACGUUCAUUAAAAGGCGUAUCAAGUGUAAUCAGCCGCUCAAUAGCUUUCUGACAGUGAGGAGGUCAUUGGAUAUUACUGUUUCGUUGAUAUGAAUUCAAACUGAUUUUCGAUUGAAUCAAAGCCCCGAGUGAUUUCAUAAAAUUCAGUGAAUUCAAACAGAACACAAUUAAAUACGAACAACUAGCGUUUCGAUAAGACGUAAAUUAUGGAUUUCACACGAUUCAUCACGAAGAUCGUGAGCAGACGGAAGUCCGGCCUUCUUCGGAAAUGGGAUGAAAAACAUUGUAUGCAACAUAGCGAAAAAAUUCGCGGAAACACCGAACGCUGUCAAUUUGGCAAAUGGGAUGCCAAACGCUACAACCUUUCCGUUCGAAGACAUUUCUGUGAAGUUCAAAGAUGGUAACGAAAUAAAGCUAGUAGGGGAGGAACUGAUUGCGUCCCUUCAAUAUUGUCCAUCUCAGGGAUACUUGCCACUAUUGAAGAAAAUGAGAGAGUAUCAAGAAUAUUGGCACAAACCGAAACAAAAUGAAUGGGACGUGAUUUUCACAUCAGGAUCGUUGGAUGGGUGCAGCAAGGUUUUCGAAAUGACUCUGGAAAUCGGGGACCCAAUGAUGAUUCAAGUUCCAUGUUACGAAGGUGUUCUCCAUUCGCUUGCACCACUGAUGCCGGAAUUUCUUGAAAUCGGGCAAGACCAAGAUGGAAUAAUUCCUGACGAGAUCGAGAAAACUUGCAAAGAGAGAUUGCAAAAUGGAAAACCUAUGCCGAAGAUUAUCUAUAUAAAUCCGAUAGCUAAUCCCACAGGAACAGUUCUGACUGAAUCCCGGCGAAAGAAAGUCUACGAGUUGGCUCAACGGUACGAUUUUCUAAUCGUCGAGGACGAUCCCUAUUGCUUCCUCCAUUUCCUCGAGAAAAGACCUGUAUCGUUUUUGGGAUUGGACACUGACUGUCGUGUGAUACGGUUGGAUUCCUUCAGCAAGAUUUUUAGCGCUGGUCUGCGAUUAGGUGUUGUUACAGCUCACAGGGGAUUCAUUAAAAAAUUGGUCUUGCACAUGGAGACCACGAGUAUACACGCAUCCGCGUUAUCACAGAUGCUGUUAUACAAAUUAUUAUGCGCGUGGGACAUGCAGACGCUGCAACAGCAUUACGAUAGUGUCCAAAAAUUCUAUCUUGAUAGGCGAGACAUUAUGUUGGCGUCGGUUCAAAAACAUCUUACGGGAUUAGCGGAAUGGAAUGUUCCCAACGGUGGAAUGUUUGUUUGGAUAAAAAUUCCUGGCAUUAAUGAUACAAUGGAGUUAGUGAAGCAGAAGUGUGUUUCCCAUGGAAUAUUUCUUCUUCCUGGUCACGCUUUUAACUGUGAUUUUUCGAAACCUGACCAAUAUGUUAGACUCUCUUACAGUUAUGCAACUCCAGAAGAAAUUGAAAAGGCACUGUCAACUAUAGCGACGAUAAUACAUGAAGAAAUCACAAAGCAAAAGUGAAAAAUAAACUGUAUUAACAUUCUCGAACGUAUUAUAAUAUGAUUUAAUAAAUAAGUACUUAUUUAACCAUUUACUACGAUUCUUGUGGCGAUUAAGAUAAUUAGGAUUUUG